CCCUGCCGAGCCGAACUGAGGGCGGCGGCGGCGGCGGCGACUGCUGGAGCGGCCCGGCAGGAGGAGGCGGCGAGGAUGGCGGCGGCGGCGGCGGCGUCCUGGGCGCGGCGGAGAUGAGCGCUCGCGGCCCCAGGCCCAAGGCGGCGUGGCCGGAGUGGGCGGGGGUCCCGAUGCAGGCCCGAGGGGGGCCAUGGGGCAGGUCCUGCCGGUCUUCGCCCACUGCAAAGAAGCUCCGUCUACAGCUUCAUCUACCCCUGACUCCACAGAAGGAGGGAACGAUGAUUCGGAUUUUCGGGAGCUGCAUACAGCCCGGGAAUUCUCGGAGGACGACGAGGAGGAGACCACGUCGCAGGACUGGGGCACUCCGCGGGAGCUGACCUUCUCCUACAUCGCCUUCGACGGUGUGGUGGGCUCUGGGGCUCGCAGGGAUUCAGCCGCUCGCCGCCCACGGCCCCAGGGCCGCUCAGUCUCGGAGCCGCGAGAUCCGGCCCCUCAGCCCGGCCUGGGCGACAGCUUGGAAAGCAUCCCCAGCCUGAGCCAAUCCCCGGAGCCCGGGCGUCGAGGUGACCCCAGUUCUGCCCCUCCAGCUGAGCGCCCCCCAGAGGACCUGGGGCUCCAGCUGGAUCAACUGGGCUGGGCGACCCGGGGAGCAGGGACUGGGGAGGACUCCGCCACCAGUAGCUCCACUCCACUGGAAGACGAGGAGCCCGAAGGAUCAGUGGCUGGAGAGGCUGGGAAAGAAUUGGACCUACCACUCGCAUUCGUUCAGUCCUCGCCGCUGGAAGUCUUUACUCCACAGCCCAGCCCUGUCUCUGGGAUCCCCCAGACCCCCACCCCAUCCCCACCUCGAUCCCGGGAUUCGAACUCUUGGCUGGAUGAGCCCUUGCCUGACGAGAAGGAGGAAGAGCCCUGGGGGCAGCUGGAGCGGGAGCCAAUCACGGGACAGUGCCUCGCUAGCACGGACCAAUCAGAAUUCACAUUGGAAUCACAAGUUCUAGUGGUGGACCUGCUGCACUGGAAGGAUGCGAAGACGUCAGGAGUGGUCUUCACAGGCCUCAUGGUCUCCCUGCUAAGCCUCCUGCACUUUAGCAUCGUGUCCGUGGCCGCCCACGUGGCCCUGUUGCUGCUCUGCGGCACCAUCUCUCUCAGGGUUUACCGAAAAGUGCUGCAGGCCGUGCACCGGGGGGACGGCGCCAACCCCUUCCAGGCCUACCUGGACGUGGACCUGACCCUGACUCGGGAGCAGACUGAACGUUUGUCCCAGCAGAUUGCCUCCCAUGUUGUCUCUGCGGCCAUACAGCUGCGGCAUUUCUUUCUGGUAGAAGACCUCGUGGACUCCCUCAAGCUGGCCCUUCUCUUCUACAUCUUGACCUUCGUGGGUGCCGUCUUCAAUGGUUUGACUCUUCUCAUUCUGGGAGUGAUCGGUGUAUUCACAGUCCCUCUGCUAUAUCGACAGCACCAGGCCCAGAUUGAUCAGUAUGUGGGAUUGGUGACCAAUCAGUUGAGCCACAUCAAAGCUAAGAUCCGAGCUAGGAUCCCAGGGACCGGAGCCCUUGCCUCGGUAGCAGCUGCAGUCUCCGGACCCAAAGCCAAAGCCGAAUGAAAGAGGUGUCUCUGCCUGCGGGACGCCUGCUCCCACCCCGUGUAGCCCUCUGCCCUCUUCCAUCUCCCUUCCAUCCCUGCCCUCUCCCAGUCUCAGCCCGAGCCAUUUCCCAGUGGGUGUCAGGAUCACUCACACCAGGGAGUUUGCGCAAAUUGCCUGAGCGACUAGGACUACAUUUCCCAAGAGGCUCUGCUCUAGGAGUCCAAGGAAAGCGAGGCACCUUGGCCGCGGGGCCUGCUGGGACUUGUAGUUGCCUAGAUAGGGCGCACGCCCUGCACUUCCGUGACCCCACCGCUGGAGGCGCCGUGAGGGCUUGGUGUCUCUUUUGACGCCACUAGCCCCAACGUUGGGGCUUUGCAUGGGGCCCAGGGGAGGCCUGAGCUUGGAUUUACACUGUAAUAAAGACUUCUGUGGAAAA
Bubalus bubalis (water buffalo) is the source of this 2021-nucleotide messenger RNA. It is a transcript of the gene RTN2, whose product is annotated as reticulon 2. Lineage: Eukaryota; Metazoa; Chordata; Mammalia; Artiodactyla; Bovidae. Bases 191 to 1603 code for a protein of 470 amino acids. The transcript has 10 exons. The record is from RefSeq and is a predicted model, not a curated record.